Messenger RNA from Trichomycterus rosablanca, 1020 nucleotides. It is a transcript of the gene vsx1, whose product is annotated as visual system homeobox 1 homolog, chx10-like. Gene Ontology annotation, molecular function: transcription cis-regulatory region binding; DNA-binding transcription factor activity, RNA polymerase II-specific. The coding region runs from base 1 to 1020 and encodes 339 amino acids. The record is from RefSeq and is a predicted model, not a curated record. The transcript is spliced from 5 exons. Gene Ontology annotation, cellular component: nucleus. Lineage: Eukaryota; Metazoa; Chordata; Actinopteri; Siluriformes; Trichomycteridae. Gene Ontology annotation, biological process: regulation of DNA-templated transcription.
AUGACAGGCCGAGAGGAAACAGAGGAUAGGCCGCACACCAAGACCUUGACCAGCCCGUUGUACGGUACAAGAUCCGGAUUUCGGACCAAAGGCUUCGCCAUCACCGACCUGCUCGGACUCGAGUCUGACCUCCGGCCGCGGCAGUCCGGUCCUGAGCUCGAGUAUCAUGAAGGCGGGAAUGAUGGACACGGUGGGAGGGUUGGAGGAUUCCCCUUCCCCGCGGGCUCCAUACCUCUGGGUUUAGGGUUCCUCUGCAGCCUGGCAGCACAACAACCAGCUGGAGCUCCGUGUUUCCUUCCGAGCCACAUCCCGCUUUUACAGUCUAGAACCGAGAGGCACUUCAGCCCGAACCCAGAGCAACAGAGGACAGAUGUUUAUUCCGAUGAAGACUGUUUAUCUGGUGAUCACAACGAGGGCAAAAGUUCCAACAACUCACAGAAGCGGAAAAAACGCAGACACAGGACCGUGUUCACCUCCCAUCAGCUGGAGGAACUUGAGAAGGCUUUUAAUGAAGCUCACUAUCCAGAUGUUUACGUGCGGGAAAUGCUGGCCAUGAAGACCGAGUUACCCGAGGACAGGAUCCAGGUCUGGUUCCAGAACCGCCGGGCUAAAUGGAGGAAGCGUGAGAAGUGCUGGGGUCGCAGCAGUGUGAUGGCUGAGUACGGGCUCUACGGUGCCAUGGUCCGGCACUCCAUCCCUCUACCAGAGUCCAUCAUCAACUCAGCCAAAAAUGGCAUGAUGGGCUCAUGUGCUCCUUGGCUGCUGGGGAUGCACAAAAAGUCAACAGAAAUAAAGGAAAGGUCCCCGGAGAGGCCGGAAUCGCGACAUUCUGAUUCAUAUCACAAGGAGAUAAAAGGAAAAGAUGGUGAGGCUGCGUGGUCAAGCCGAGCAUCCACGGAGGAUGAUUUAGAAGACAUGGCUAUCGACCUAUCCAGCACGUCCAAACAGGACAACAAGAGCACUUUGAGAGUUUUGUCCCACCAAGAUGAACUCAGCAGGGAUUCUGAGAACGAGAACUGA